AUGUCGACCACCACCGUCACAACACAGACCAACGGCGCCGGCGCCGUGGCGGCCAAGGCCUCGCCCCGCGACGUGUGGGAGAAGCGCAUCUCGGAGCUCAUCGACCAGGCGCAGCAGCACAAGGAGCCGUACGACGCCGAGUUCGGCAAGUUCACCAUCAACAUCCACCCCACCGUCUACUCGCCAAAGUACUUCCCCGAGACGUGGUGGUACGCGCAGAACAUGCCCGCCAUCGUCAGCAAGGGCAGCUGGCUCGAGGUUGGCGUCGGGUCCGGGCUCAACACAGUGGCCGUGGCCGCCGCCGGCUCGGCCGUCUGGGGCGUCGACAUUAACCCCAACGCCGUGGCCACGACGCGCAAGAACCUGGCCACCAACGGGCUCGAGGGCACCGUGGUCGAGAGCGACGUCUUCAACGGGCUCGCGGCCGCGGGCGCGCCCCGCUUCGACUUCAUCUUCUGGAACCACCCGUGGCAGUACGACGCCACGGUGCCGGACCAGCUCAAGUCGGAGAAGACGUUCGACGGCGAGUACAAGCUGCUGCGCCGCUUCGUCGCCGAGGCCGAGCGCCACCUGACCGAGAGGGGCGUCGUGCUGCUGGGCACCAGCGCCUACGCCAACCGCGACGCCAUCUACCAGAUCGCGUCCGACUCGGGCUACGCCCACCGCGAGCUCCUGGCCGGCACCGAGCCCAUCGGCAGCGGCGUCGUCGAGGAGUACUACAUUAUCGAGCUGAAGAAGAAGAAGAACUGA
Molecule: messenger RNA, 750 nt
Organism: Gaeumannomyces tritici R3-111a-1
Lineage: Eukaryota; Fungi; Ascomycota; Sordariomycetes; Magnaporthales; Magnaporthaceae
Product: protoporphyrinogen oxidase
Exons: 1
Coding region: 1-750 (249 amino acids)
Cellular component (GO): eRF1 methyltransferase complex
Molecular function (GO): S-adenosylmethionine-dependent methyltransferase activity; protein methyltransferase activity
Source: RefSeq, a predicted model, not a curated record